AUGACCAUACCGAAAGACAUCCCCGAAAAGUGGCUGCCCAUCGUUCUGCCUCUCCAGCGGCAGAAGCAGCGGGGACUCGAUGCGAGCAAAGCGAGAAAACCGCGGACAGAGGAGGAGAGAAGGGUCCGCGCCAACGACCGAGAGUACAACGAGAAGUUCCAGUACGCGAGUAACUGCAUCAUGACAUCCAAGUACAACAUCCUCACCUUUCUGCCCGUCAACCUGUUUGAGCAGUUCCAGGAAGUGGCGAACACCUACUUCCUUUUCCUGCUCAUCCUGCAGUUGAUACCUCAGAUAUCCUCUCUCUCCUGGUUCACCACCAUAGUGCCUUUAGCUCUUGUGCUUACCAUCACUGCAGUGAAGGAUGCCACCGAUGACUAUUUCCGCCACAAGAGCGACAACCAAGUGAACAACCGUCAGUCUCAGGUCCUCAUCCACGGCUCCCUGCAGAAGGAAAAGUGGAUGAACGUUCGAGUGGGCGACAUUAUCAAGCUGGAGAACAACCAGUUUGUGGCAGCCGACCUGCUCCUGUUGUCCAGCAGCGAACCCCACGGUCUGUGUUACAUCGAGACAGCCGAGCUUGAUGGAGAGACCAAUAUGAAGGUACGCCAGUCUGUCUCAGUCACGUCAGAACUGGGGGACCCGAACAACCUGGCCACGUUUGACGGUGAGGUGGUGUGUGAGCCCCCGAACAACAAGCUGGAUCGUUUCUGUGGGAUGCUGCAUUGGAAGGAGAGUAAAUACAGCCUAACCAACCAGAACAUGCUGCUGCGGGGUUGUGUCCUGCGCAACACAGAGGCCUGCUACGGCCUCGUCAUUUUUGCUGGCCCAGAUACCAAGCUCAUGCAGAACAGUGGUCGAACCAAGUUCAAGCGUACCAGCAUCGACCGUCUGAUGAACACCCUUGUCCUCUGGAUCUUCGGCUUCCUGGUGUGCAUGGGUGUGAUCCUGGCGGUGGGGAACGCGGUGUGGGAGGGAGAGGUCGGCUCCCUGUUUCAGAGCUACUUGCCCUGGGACCCUCCCGUCAACAACUUCCUCUUCUCCGCCUUUCUGUCUUUCUGGUCCUACGUCAUCAUCCUCAACACCGUGGUGCCUAUCUCUCUUUAUGUCAGUGUGGAGGUCAUCAGGCUGGGCCAUAGCUACUUCAUUAACUGGGACCAGCAGAUGUUCUGCACACAGUGCAACACAGCAGCAGAAGCCAGAACCACCACCCUCAACGAGGAGCUGGGGCAGGUUGAAUACAUCUUCAGUGACAAGACGGGAACUCUCACCCAGAAUAUCAUGACCUUCAACAAGUGCUCCAUCAACGGGCAAGCUUAUGGUGAGGUAAUGGAUCCACUGAGACCUCAGCCAAAGAGACUGGACUUUACACCCUUCAACGCCCUGGCGGACCCUGACUUCUGUUUCUAUGACGACUCCCUCUUGGAGGCGGUGAAAGUGGGGGAACCUCAUGCUCAGGAGUUCUUCCGCCUGCUCUCCCUCUGUCACACCGUCAUGAGCGAGGAGAAGAGUGAGGGGGAGUUGGUAUAUAAAGCCCAGUCACCAGAUGAGGGAGCCCUAGUGACUGCAGCCAGGAACUUUGGCUUUGUGUUUCGCUCUAGAACACCCGGCACAAUCACCACCACAGAGCUGGGGCGGCUGGUCACCUACACACUGUUGGCCAUACUGGACUUCAACAACAUUCGCAAGAGGAUGUCCGUUAUAGUGCGUAACCCAGAUGGCAGGAUCCGUCUGUACUGUAAAGGAGCCGACACCGUGCUGCUGGACAGACUUCACCCCAGUAACCAGGAACUGAUGAACAUCACCUCCGACCAUCUCAAUGAGUAUGCAGCAGACGGGCUGAGGACCCUGGCCCUGGCCUAUAGGGAUCUGACGGAGGAGCAGUGGGAGGAGUGGUCACACAGUCACCACUGUGCUGACAAAGCCGCAGACUGCAGGGAAGACCGGCUGGCAGCCGCCUAUGAGCAAAUAGAACAGGACAUGAUGCUCCUGGGUGCCACAGCAAUAGAGGACAAGCUGCAGGAGGGUGUCCCAGAAACCAUUGCUGUCCUCUCACUUGCCAAUAUUAAGAUCUGGGUUCUCACUGGAGACAAGCAGGAGACUGCAGUGAACAUAGGUUACUCGUGUAAGAUGCUGACGGACGACAUGACCGAGGUGUUCAUCGUCAGUGGACACACUGUCCAGAGUGUUCGACAGGAGCUCAGGAGGGCAAGGGAACGGAUGAUCGAGCUUUCCGGAACCAGGGAUGGAGCGAAGGAGGAGAGAAUGGGGGCAUGGGGGGAGGCCUGCUUCAUGGGCAACGGAAUGGCGGUGGGGGGAGAGGUAGGCGGGCAAAGGGAGGGGGGACAGCUGCAAGGACCUGCUGCUGCCCAGGGCCCCCGUCCUCAAACCCCACCCAACCUCAUGGACAACGUCUCCGGAGAGUUUGCCCUCGUCAUCAACGGCCACAGUCUGGCCCACGCCCUGGAGGCGGACAUGGAGGCGGAGUUUGUUCUGACGGCGUGCGCUUGCAAAGCGGUGAUCUGCUGCAGGGUCACGCCGCUCCAGAAAGCCCUGGUGGUCGAGCUCAUCAAGAAGCACAAGAAGGCCGUCACGCUGGCGAUCGGAGAUGGAGCUAAUGACGUUAGCAUGAUCAAGAGCGCUCACAUAGGAGUCGGGAUCUCAGGACAGGAGGGGAUCCAGGCGGUGCUGUCCAGCGACUACUCCUUCUCCCAGUUCCGUUUCUUGCAGCGCCUCCUGCUGGUCCACGGGCGCUGGUCCUACCUGCGCAUGUGCCGCUUCCUCUGCUACUUCUUCUACAAGAACUUUGCCUUCACCAUGGUGCACUUCUGGUUUGGUUUCUUUUGCGGCUUCUCUGCCCAGACGGUGUAUGAUCAGUACUUCAUCACACUCUACAACAUUGUGUACACCUCUCUGCCCGUCCUGGCCAUGGGGAUAUUUGACCAGGAUGUCCCGGAGCAAAGGAGCCUGGAGUACCCCAAGCUGUACGAGCCCGGUCAGCUCAAUCUGCUCUUCAACAAGAGGGAGUUCUUCAUCUGUAUCGCCCAGGGCAUCUUCACCUCUGUGGUGCUGUUCUUUGUCCCUUACGCCAUCCUCUCCAGCGCCACUCAGAGCACAGGGGAGCCCCUUGCCGACUACCAGACCUUCGCCGUCACCACGGCAACGGCGCUGGUCAUUGUCGUAAGUGUGCAGAUUGCCCUCGACACAGGUUUCUGGACCGUUAUCAACCACGUGUUUGUGUGGGGCUCUCUUGGCUCCUACUUCACCAUCAUGUUUGCCAUGCACAGUCAGACGCUCUUCAGCAUCUUCCCCAAUCAGUUCCACUUCGUCGGCAGCGCUCAGAGCACUCUAUUGCAGCCCGUUGUUUGGUUGACUAUCGUCUUGGCAACGGUGAUUUGCAUCGUUCCAGUUCUUGCGUUCCGUUUUCUCAAACUUGACCUCAAACCCCAGCUGUCAGACACGGUGCGCUACACCCAGCUGGUUCGCCAGAAGAAGCGAAAGCCGGUGGGCCGUGGUGCAGGUGGCAUCCGCCAUGGUGUGGGCAGUGUGUCAGAGGGUCGCCUGGGGGCUCGCGGCGGCUCCAGGAGGUCGGGGUAUGCCUUUGCACACCAAGAGGGCUUCGGGGAGUUGAUCACCUCGGGAAAGAAUAUGAGACUCUCGUCUCUGGCGCUGGCCACCUUCGCCUCCAGACACAGCUCCAGUUGGAUCGACACACUCCGCAAGAAGAAACAUGCGCACUCCCACACUCCCCCCAGCGCCUCGGGAGAGAGCAGCCCAGCGCCAAGCUGCAUCUCUGGUUCUGUUCCAGCCCCGCUGUCAAACUCAUCAUCUGUCCUCAGUGGCUCACAGGAGGCCCCCAUUGAGGAAGGAACACAAACGCCACCGGUCCAGCACACACAGGCCGAUCCCAUCCCAUCCAUACUGACCACGCAGGCUCUAGCUAACGCUUCAGAACCAGUUCCACCACAGGCUCCGGCCCAGGCCCACUCCAUUGGCCUUCACACCCCAACAUCAGUGAGGCAUCAUGGGGGGGACUCAGCCGGAGGCUGGACACUCAGUCUGGGCACCAUGCAGGAGGCUCUGUUUGGCUGGAGGGGCAUUGCUGCUCGCACCAGCGGAUCCAGCAGCCCAGGCCCACCCUCAUUCACCAAGGAAGCCAGUCAUGCUGAGUGA
Molecule: messenger RNA, 4173 nt
Organism: Lampris incognitus (smalleye Pacific opah)
Lineage: Eukaryota; Metazoa; Chordata; Actinopteri; Lampriformes; Lampridae
Gene: atp8b2
Product: ATPase phospholipid transporting 8B2
Exons: 29
Coding region: 1-4173 (1390 amino acids)
Biological process (GO): phospholipid translocation; Golgi organization
Cellular component (GO): plasma membrane
Molecular function (GO): ATP hydrolysis activity; magnesium ion binding; ATPase-coupled intramembrane lipid carrier activity
Source: RefSeq, a predicted model, not a curated record